AUGAGGGGCUCUAUAAGUACGGACUUUUUCAAGUUUUUCAGUGGCGGUGGUGGAAAUCAGAAUAAAAAGACCACUCGAGAUGGGCAACCCGCCAAACGAAGAGGACCAAAACCCGAUAGCAAGCCUGCUCUUACGAGACGACAAGAGUUGAAUCGUCAGGCGCAGAGGACUCAUCGUGAACGGAAGGAACAGUAUAUCCGAUCUUUAGAGAGUGAAGUCGCGCGAUUACGAGAAGCAUAUACCCAAGAAAUUUCGGCUGCCAAUCUUGCUGUUCAUCAGCACCGUGAAAUGAUCGGUUCUGUAUCGGAGGAAAAUAACAUGCUAAAGGACAUACUUGCGACACACAACAUCAACUUCGAGGCUGAAUUGGAACGCCGCAAGGCUGAGCGUCCAAUGCCAGGAUUUCAGUCCAGCCCCGUUGCAGCUGGGAGCGCUGGAUCACAGACGGGCAUGGCUUCGAUGACCGCGCAUACCUACAGCACACCGCCGACGACAGUGUCUUCAGGGAUGAGCCCGAAAGCAAAUGGGGUGGAAAAGGUCGAUUUUUCGUCUGCACCAGACGUUGGAUCAAAUAGUCAGGCAAUCGCCGCAAUGCCGUGCGAUGCGCUCGCGGCCAUCGAUCGGCGCCCGGCUGUUGUUGGUGGUGGUGGGGGUGUCUUUGAAGACAAUCCCCAACUUCAAGUUGACUUUAUCUUGGCGCUGGAAUCACCGUGUCGAGAACAUACGGAUUACCUUUGCCGGCGGUCUGUCACUGAAGCCGAAGACGAAGACAUGCCGUUCUCUGGACAUGCGCUGAUGGCUACGUGCCCACCACCGAGCUACAUUUCCAACACGACGAACGAACAAGUAUAUCCACACAAGACAUACGACCUGCCGCAUGCCAAUCUGUCAACUCUCCUUAAUCUCAGUCGGCAGCUAGUAACGGAAGGGCAAGUCACACCGAUCAUGGCACUUCAGGCUUUAAAGAGCCACGAUAUGUAUACCAGAUUGACGCGGGAUGAUGUGAAGUUGAUUAUGGACACGCUCGAAAACAAGGUGCGCUGUUACGGAUUCGGCGCGGUGGUCGAGGACUUCGAACUCAUGGACUGCUUUAGCAGCGUCCUUGGGUCGAAGUUUGAGGGCGCCGCCUUCUCACAGCCUACCGACGAGAUGUAUUCAUGA
Aspergillus puulaauensis is the source of this 1161-nucleotide messenger RNA. It is a transcript of the gene flbB, whose product is annotated as protein flbB. The record is from RefSeq and is a predicted model, not a curated record. Lineage: Eukaryota; Fungi; Ascomycota; Eurotiomycetes; Eurotiales; Aspergillaceae. Gene Ontology annotation, molecular function: transcription cis-regulatory region binding; DNA-binding transcription activator activity, RNA polymerase II-specific. The transcript is spliced from 4 exons. The coding region runs from base 1 to 1161 and encodes 386 amino acids. Gene Ontology annotation, cellular component: RNA polymerase II transcription regulator complex.